AUGCUUCUCUUCGUGGCAAUUUUACUCACUCCUUUUUCCAACUGUCUCCAAACAAAAUUGAUAAAAACAAAAACAAUUCGUUCAGUUUUUGGAAAAUACCUCCAAAAUCAUGUGUUUAAGACAACCUAUCACAGCCAAGAUAUUCAACAUUGCAUAUCAGACUCCUGGGUGGAGAACGAACGUUGUCAAAGCUUUAAUUAUCUGCCAGAUUUAAACAUUUGUGAAUUGAAUGACCGAAGUAAAGAGAAUGCUCCACAUGAUUAUAUCGACAAAGACAGAAGUGUCUAUCUGACCAAUCCGAGAUUUGGGAAGAAAAAG
Messenger RNA from Paramuricea clavata, 318 nucleotides. The record is from the annotation of a GenBank genome assembly. Lineage: Eukaryota; Metazoa; Cnidaria; Anthozoa; Malacalcyonacea; Plexauridae.